This is a messenger RNA of Abrus precatorius (Indian licorice), 3200 nucleotides long. Its product is annotated as disease resistance protein At4g27190-like. Lineage: Eukaryota; Viridiplantae; Streptophyta; Magnoliopsida; Fabales; Fabaceae. Gene Ontology annotation, molecular function: ADP binding; ATP hydrolysis activity; protein binding. The record is from RefSeq and is a predicted model, not a curated record. The coding region runs from base 127 to 3123 and encodes 998 amino acids. The transcript has a single exon.
UAUGGUUCAAAGUUCUAUAAAGCUAAUGUCUAAAUUUGUAUAUGUUCAUUUGGUCCAUUAUAUAAUUGUAACCUCCUCUCUUUUUUUUUUUUUCUUGUUAACAUGUUAUAGCCUUGAAGUAUCACAAUGUCUGGGAUUGAGCUUGUCGUAGACCCUGUUCUAGCAAAGGUUGCGGCAUUUGGUGCUGCAGAACCAUUUACUAAAAUUCGUGACAAAAUUGCAUCUUCGAUCAGCUUGGAUAACCACUACAACACUUUGGUCGAAUAUACGAAGAAACUAGUUGCAAUGAAAGAGGAUAGAGAGAGGGAAGUUCAAAGGCAGAACCAUAAAGACACCACCAGUGCUUACAAACUGUGGACAAACAUGGUAACAGAGGUUGCAAGAGAAGUGCAGCAGUUGAAAGUUAAAUACGACGCAAAAAAGCUACCUUGGUGGUGUAUCCUACGUCGCUCACGCUUGAGCGAAGAAAUGGCUGAAAGGUGCAGAGAUAUUUAUAAACUUUUGUACGAUGAAAAUUCAAGAGAUUUUCUAGUUGAUAAACCUCCAGAGUGUGUCCUAAAGCAGUUAAAUGUUCCACAGAUAAAUGGAUAUCCAACCCUUCAGAGUGCCUUCGAAAGUAUUCUGGGUUUCCUGAAAAAUGGUAAGAUCAAAGUCAUUGGUGUGUGUGGGACAAAAGGGGUGGGGAAAACAACAAUCUUGCGGAGCCUAAAUAACAAUGAAGAGGUUGCUAAACUGUUUGAUAUUGUCAUUUUUGUCAAAGUUACAACUGAUGAUCAUAAGCUUCAACUUCAAGAGAAAAUUGCUAAUCGAUUGAUGCUGGACAUAGAAAACAUCAAGGAGCAAAGUGAUGAUGUCGCAAGAAGAAUACACAGAGAGUUAGAGAACAAGAAGUAUUUAUUGAUUUUGGAUGAGGUUGAGGACGUCAUUGAUUUAGAGCUGUUGGGAAUUCCAAGUAAUAAAAAUGGCAGCAAGGUGGUGAUUGCCACUCGAUUACCUCGCGUUUAUAAGUUGAAUAAGGUGGAGAGGGUGAUCAAAGUGAUGGAGCUAUCUCACGAUGAAGCAUGGAAGAUGUUUAGAGAGACAGUUCGUGCCAUUAGUCCUGUGGUCGAUUCCCUUGAUAUUCAACCUAUUGCAAAACUUGUGUGCAAAAGGUGUUCCCGUCUUCCACUUCUCAUUCACAAAAUAGCAAAUUGUUUUAAAUUGAAAGAAUCUGCUUCUAGUUGGUGGUCGGGACUUGAGGAUCUUCAACCAUGGCCAGAACUUCAAAAUCAAGGUUUAGAAGAGUUGUACUCAUGUUUGAAGUUCUGUUAUGACGAUCUCAGAGAUAAAAAAAAGCAAAAAUGCUUUCUAUAUACAUCAUUGUAUCCUGCAGAUAGCAAGGUUUACACUAGCUAUUUAGUGGAGUGUUGGGCAGCACAACGCUUACUUGGUGAUAUAAAUGAUACAAGGCGAUACCAAAGUGCACGCAACUGUGGUGUUGACAUACUGGAGCACCUUGUUAAUGUCUCUUUACUGGAGAAAGGGGAGCAGAUGAUGUAUGUUAGUAUGAAUGAUUGUACGAGACAAUUUGCUUUACACAUAUCAUCUAGAGAUCCUGAGUGUAGUUUUUAUCUCCAAGAUGGUGAAGAGUAUGAAAGUCAUCCAAAUUCAAGAGCUUGGCAUGAGGCUAGGUGGGUCUCCAUGGUUCACAGAAAAUCACUUGAUUUACCAAGGCAAGAUUGUAGCAUGGUUUUGACAUUGCUGUUGCGCAAUAAUUCAAAACUAACUACAAUACCACCAACUUUUUUUGAGAACAUGAGUGGUCUACUUCUCUUAGACUUGUACAAUACCAGGAUUGCAAAGCUGCCAUCGUCUCUAUCAAAAUUAACUGAUCUAAGGGGUUUAUUUCUGAACAGCUGUGAGUUCUUGGAAUCAUUACCAUUUGAAAUAGAAUCACUUCAACUUCUAGAGGUACUUGACAUUCGAGAUACUAAGGUGACUUUCAUACCUCUACGUAUCAUGUGCUUAACUAAUCUAAAAUGCUUGCGAAUUCCAUUCAUUACAAGUGACGAACACAAUGAAGCUCAAAAUGUUCAUGUGAUUUCAAAGCUUCAUAGGUUAGAAGAAUUAACCAUUCAAGUCAUAUCCUAUGAGCGAUGGUGUAGGGAUGCUAUAAAUGUCCUACAACACGUGGCUUCUUUGGAAAAUCUGACUAAUUUCAAAUGCUUCUUUCCCUCUGUCAUCAUUCUUGGAAAUUUUCUUUCGAGAAGUAAGUCAUGGAGAAGUUGUAAGCAAAAAAACUCAUUCAAAUUUGUUGUGGGAUGCCAAGACUCAAGACAAUCUCAAAUACUUGAAUGUUUUGAGUAUAAAAUUUCUAAUUAUUUGAGGUACUGCCACGGUGGACAGAAGGAUGACUUGACAAUCAGUGAGAUACUACCAAUAACUGAUGCAUUUGAAUUAGUUUGCCAUAAAGAUAUCAAAAAGUUGUCAAAUGUUGACAUUAAGUGUCUGGAACGCAUCCGUGGUCUUUUGAUUAAAAGAUGCAACAGAGUUUCAGCACUUGUGUCAGGCAGUACAAGUGGCAACCGCAUUAAUGGAAUUCAAAUUGAAAACAAAGCCAUGUUGCCUAAUUUGGAGCAAUUAUAUUUAGAAAAUUUGCUCAGCUUAAAAUGUGUUUUUAGUGGUCCUCUGCCUGGUGGAACCUUUUCCAAAUUACAGACUUUGUCAUUGAAGAAUUGUCCAUCCUUAAGUAAAAUUUUUAAAAAUGAAGCAAUUCAACAUUUUUCAGAACUACAGAAGCUGACAAUUGAAGAUUGUUCAAAAAUUGAGGAACUUAUCACCUUGAGAGGAGACACUGAAGGAGAAAAGGAAGUGCUUCCAAGGUUAGAGAUGCUUCAGCUGGUUAACUUGUCUAGCUUCAAAAUCAUAUGCUCAACCCAUACAUUGGCUUGGUCCUCUUUGGAGCAAUUAAGGAUACAUAAUUGUCCUGAGUUGAAAACUUUACCGUUUGACACUGCUAAUGCAGCCAACUUAAAGUACAUUAAAGCUAAACAAGAAUGGUGGGAUGAAUUGGAGUGGACAAACAAUGUGGUGCAUCAGCGAUUACAGCCCAUAUUUGUUGCCUCUAAUGAGUAUUUUCCUUAGAUAUUAUAUUUCAUGCUUGUAAUAAUUAAUGUUAGAUGUAAAAAUAAGAUGAGUUUGUUGUCUUCCCUUAGCUUAUU